AUGUUGUCUCCAGAGUCUAGUUUGGGGCAGAGUUCAACCCCCGGGGUUGCCGUGGCCCUAACGCAUUGUCAGCCCCCAGAGCAAUUCAAUUUUAGUUGCCCUGAAGAAUGGCCUAAGUGGAUCAGACGCUUCGGAAGAUACCGCGUGGUCAGCGGGCUGAAUUUAAAGCCUCACGAAGAACAGGUCAACGCCCUCAUAUAUGUUAUGGGAGAUAAGGCCGAAGAUGUACUGUUGUCUUUGACCUUGAGCGAAGCUGACAUGACGAACUACGAGACCGUUGUAGCCGCUUUUGACAAGCAUUUUGUGGUCAAGCGCAAUAUCACCUAUGAACGAGCAAAGUUUAACUCCCGUUCUCAAAAAGAGGGAGAGCCCGUCGAAGAGUUCAUAACGGAUCUGCAUGCUCUUGCCGAACAUUGCAAAUUUGGGUCCCUACGCGAUGAGCUGAUUCGGGACAGAAUUGUUGUUGAAGUAAAAGACAGAGUUCUCUCGGAAAAGAUGCAAUUGAAUCCUGACCUUACGCUGGAGAAAGCCACGACUAUGGCUCGACAGACGGAAACGGUUAAGAAGCAACAAGCGUCGUUGCAGCCAGGUCCUGAACACAAGGUUCAACGACUCAAAAGUUCCAAGUUAUUGGUGCAGAAGAGCGCUGCUGGGCACGCACAUAAAUCUGCAACCAACAAUGGAAGGACAGGGCAUUCUGCUAACUCGCGAAGCGGGAAUUUCUGUCGGAAAUGUGAUCGUUCUCCACAUCGCAGAGAUAGUUGCCCAGCAAGAAAUGCAAAAUGCAAUAACUGCAACAAAAUGGGGCAUUACUCCCGAGUAUGUUUAAGUGCUGCAGCAGUCAGGGUGGUUUCAGAAGAACCCGCGUUUCUUGGCACAAUAAACGUCGAAGGGCCCAAGCGUUGGCUAGCGCCAAUAAACCUUUGCGGAGCUACGCUGGAUUUUAAAGUCGACACGGGAGCCGAUGUAACUGUAGUCUCUGAGGAGACAUAUCGUACAUAUUUAUCGACGAUUUCGUUAAACAAGCCAAGCAGAAUACUGAAAGGGCCGAAUAGGAGCAAGCUUCAAGUCCUGGGCGUAAUAAAAGCUGAACUCGAAUACCGGCUGAAGAAGCUGUCCACGGAUGUUUUUGUAAUUAGAGGUCUAGAAGAACCCCUAUUGUCUAGUGAAGCUAGCGAAGCCCUUGGUCUUGUGAAAAGACUCUUCGAAGUUACGGCGAUAGAAUCGGCGACGGAAUCUAGUCUUCAACCUGUAAGAGAAUUCCCAAAGCUAUUCCAAGGACUAGGCUGUGUCAAGAUACCCUAUCAUGUACGUUUGAAACCGUACGCCGUACCCUUUGCGCUUUCAGCCCCGCGCAGAGUACCCCUUCCUCUCAUGGAAACGAUAAAGAAGGAAAUUGACCACAUGGUCGCACAGGGUGUCAUCGUACCGGUAGAUGAGCCUACGGAAUGGUGCUGCGGCAUGGUAAUUGUAAAAAAGCCAAAUGGAACUUACCGAAUUUGUGUUGACUACACCCCGUUGAACAAAUUCGUAGAAAGGGAACUUCAUCCUAUGCCAGUCACAGACCAUGUCAUCGCUCAGAUAGGCGUCUCCAAGUACUUCUCAAAGUUGGAUGCGAAUUCUGGCUACUGGCAGUUUCAGCUUACCGAAGAGUCGCAAUUACUUACGACCUUCAUUACUCCCUUUGGUCGCUUCAAGUUCACAAGGUUACCGUUUGGGAUAUCAUCAGCACCCGAGUUUUUUCAGAAGAAGAUGGCUCAUAUCGUCUCGGGCUUAAAUGGAGUCGUCUGCAACAUGGAUGACAUCCUUGUUCACGCGAAGACAAGAGAAGAGCACGAUGACAGAGUACGCAAGGUUCUCGCUCGAUUGCAAGACUAUGGGGUGACCUUGAACAAAGACAAGUGCGUCUUCGGUGUUCAACGAGUAAAGUUCUUGGGUCAUAUAAUCGACCAACAAGGAAUCCAUCCAGAUGACACAAAAGUGAAGGCCAUUCAAGACAUGAAGCUUCCCACGUCUCUUACGGAACUAAAAAGUUUUCUUGGAAUGGUGAACUACCUCGGAAAGUUUAUUCCUCAUCUGGCUGAUGUUGUGAGCCCGUUAAACGCUUUAUUAAGUUCCAAGUCGCAGUGGGUUUGGACAGAAGCACAACAGCGAGCAUUCAAGACCGUCAAGACGUUGCUAACGACAAGUCCGGUUCUGGUCUUCUUCGAUCCGAAGAAAAAGACAGUUGUUUCCGCUGAUGCUUCGUCAUAUGGACUUGGGGCGAUUCUUCGACAGUUGCAACCUGAUGGGACGUAUCGACCUGUCGCAUAUGCUUCACGAAGUCUCACGGACACGGAGAAGAAGUAUGCUCAGAUAGAAAAGGAGGGACUCGCCAUUGUGUGGGCAUGCGAUAAGUUUCGGGAUUACAUCACGGGGAUGCACAUCACUAUCGAGACCGAUCACAAGCCCUUAAUUCCAAUCUUCAUGAACAAACCUUUGGACGACAUAACCCCUCGUCUACAAAGGAUGAAGCUGAAGCUGAUGCGGCACUCUUGUGAUUUGGUUCAUGUCCCAGGAAAAUCUCUAGUAGCGGCCGACGUUCUCUCGCGAAGCCCGCUUCCGGACAUUGAAGACAGUGGGUUGGAGGAUGAGCUGGCGGCUUACGUCAGGGGAAUCGUCACCUACUUUCCUGCGACAGAUCAGAGAUUGUCCCAAAUCAAGAAGGCGCAAUACGAAGACACUUCGUGUCAGAUGCUGUCGAAUUACCUUCAACAAGGCUGGCCAGACAAAGCACUUGUUGACUCGAGCUGUAAGAACUACUGGCAAGAGAGGCUCAACCUUUCUCUCGACGACGGACUUCUCAUGAAAGGGUCCCGAAUUCUUAUCCCCGUCGCCAUGAGAAGAGAGAUACUCAACAAGAUCCAUCAAGGGCAUGCCGGGAUCACAAAGUGCAGGGAAAGAGCCAGGCAGACAGUUUGGUGGCCUGGAAUUUCUAAGGACAUCGAGGAUGAUGUUCGAAGAUGUCCGCGCUGUGUCCAGGAGUCUACCAAUAGGCAUGAGCCUUUGAUGCCUUCGCCGUUCCCAGGGCGCCCAUGGCAGAAGGUAGCGGUCGAUCUUUUCUACCUUAGUGGCAAGUGGCUCCUGCUGGUAACGGAUUAUUAUUCAAGAUAUCCGGAACUGGCUCCUUUGACCAACUUAACAAAUUCAGCGGUCAUCGAUCACCUGAAAUCCAUAUUUUCCAGGCACGGAACGCCAGAAGUACUCAUCAGCGACAAUGGACCACAAUUUCGGAGACUAGUGGGCAGUGACUUUGCUACAUUCGCGAAAGAGUGGUCAUUUGAACACAGGACUUCUAGUCCACGUUUUCCACAAAGCAACGGCUUCGUCGAAGCCGCUGUCCGUGUCAUCAAGCUCAGUCUCAAAAAGUCGGACGAUGCGUAUAAAGCUCUUCAGAGCUACCGCGCUACGCCAUUAGGAAAUGGUUUCAGUCCGGCUGAGCUACUUAUGGGUCGCCGUCCUCGCACGUCGCUUCCUACCGCCGCGUCGCUGUUAAGUCCCAAGACACCAGAUCGGAAUCAGUUGCGUCAAUGGGAAGAGCAUCGCAUUGAAAUGCAAAAAAAGAAACUAUGA
This is a messenger RNA of Ornithodoros turicata, 3612 nucleotides long. RefSeq lists its product as uncharacterized. The record is from RefSeq and is a predicted model, not a curated record. Gene Ontology annotation, molecular function: zinc ion binding; nucleic acid binding. NCBI's taxonomy places the organism in Eukaryota, Metazoa, Arthropoda, Arachnida, Ixodida, Argasidae. Gene Ontology annotation, biological process: DNA integration. The transcript has a single exon. The coding region runs from base 1 to 3612 and encodes 1203 amino acids.